This is a messenger RNA of Exophiala spinifera, 2658 nucleotides long. RefSeq lists its product as uncharacterized. Gene Ontology annotation, molecular function: zinc ion binding; DNA-binding transcription factor activity, RNA polymerase II-specific; DNA binding. The coding region runs from base 1 to 2658 and encodes 885 amino acids. Gene Ontology annotation, biological process: DNA-templated transcription; regulation of DNA-templated transcription. The transcript has 4 exons. Lineage: Eukaryota; Fungi; Ascomycota; Eurotiomycetes; Chaetothyriales; Herpotrichiellaceae. The record is from RefSeq and is a predicted model, not a curated record.
AUGGACCUCCGACCGGGGCUGGAUACCCUAGGGUAUGACAUGUCCCAGUUCAUGCCUCAGCACCCUCCCCAGAUCUUUGGCGCCUACAACCCGGACGGAACGCCUAUCCCUCCGACGUUGCCCCCCGGCUCAUACUUUGGAGACCUGAACGAUGGCAUGGUGGAUGAGAAUGAUCCCAAGCGCCGACGUAUUGCGAGGGCUUGUGACAUGUGCAGAAAGAAGAAAAUCAAGUGUGAUGGGAAGAUGCCCAAGUGCGGGCAUUGUAUCAACUACAAAACAGAAUGCAUCUUCACGCAGGUGGAAAAGAAACGUAAUCCUCCCAAAGGAGCCAAAUACAUUGAAGGCCUAGAAAACCGACUCGGUCGGAUGGAAUCGUUGCUACGCAUGUCCGGUCUCCUGACUGAAGAUGAUGCGGGCAAGACCGACCUUGGUACGUUAGAAAAACGUCUGGCUGAGAAAGCGUCUGCCAAAGCCAUGGGAGCGAAAGGAACAGAAUCUCCCGCCCCCCCAAAGAGCGGCGCGAGUUCUUCGGCCCCCGAGAGUUCGAGUCGACCGGGCUCUACGCAUCAUUCACACGAUACUCCCCGGGAAACCAUUGCCACACCGAGUACGGAGAACGGGGAAAGGUCUCGCGAAGAGGUCGAAAACCUCUCCGAAGCCAUGUGUUCGCUGGUGACCAACAAUGUGGGCGAGACACGAUACGUUGGUUCUUCUUCGGCGUUUUCCAUCUUCUCCAACAAAGGUAUCGAAUGGGUCAACGAAAAGACCGGAGAUACCUCGUUCCAAGAGACUAUACAGAAUGCUGUCAACGAAGAGGACAACAAGUGGAUGUAUUGGAAACCCGAAGUCUUUGGGGACAUCUUUGUCCGCCGUGUCUUCAAACCCCUGCCACCCAAGGAGGAGGCCCUCUCAUUAUUCAAGGACUUCUUCGAGAACUUUAAUUGCAUGUUCCCCCUCUUCCACGAGCCCACCUUUAUGCAUCUCGUGGAGAAACAAUACUCCAAAGAACCGUAUGAAGGAAGUGGCUGGUGGGCAAGUAUCAACGUCGCACUGGCCAUUGCCUAUCGCAUCCGCGUCAUGAGCAACGUUGUUCCCCAAGAGGACGACCAGAAAGCCUGGCUGUACCUGAAGAAUGCCAUGGGAGUCAUUACCGAGCUGACGAUGCGGAAUACCGACCUCCUCAGUGUACAAGCCCUCCUUGGCAUGGCGCUUUUUCUGCAAGGGACACCCAACCCUCAACCAUCCUUCUUUCUUAUCUCGGCGGCAAUCCGAUGCUCUCACACCAUAGGAUUGCACAAACGUGGAUCGCACUUUAAUUUAAAUCCAAUCGAGGCAGAGCAACGGAAGCGAGUUUUCUGGAUCGCAUAUCUUCUCGACAAAGACUCGUGUUUGCGAGCAGGCCGGCCUCCGGCGCAAGACGACGACGAUAUGAAUGUUGACUUGCCAUCCGAAGAUCCUCCCGACAAUAUUGGAAAUGUCCCACUAGCCGAUGGGAAAGGCAAGGUCAAUCUCUUCCGCCUCAUGUGCGAGUUCGCCAUCAUAUCUAGCAAAGUCUACCGACAGUUGUACUCCGUACAAGCAUCGAAGCAAAGCGACGGUGAACUUCUCAACACAAUCGGAGAGCUCGACCGGGCAUUGGAAGCUUGGAAAGACAGCAUUCCACUGGACUUCCGUCCCGAGCAUGAAAUAAAGACAGCCCACACUCCCCUCAUCCUGCACAUUGUCGUCCUCCACUUUUCUUAUUACAAUUGCCUAACCACGAUACACCGAAUGUCGGUCCAUCAUGGGUAUUGGACGAGCCGGUUGUCAGAGUACGCCAUCCAAGGUCUCAACGCCAGACCACUGAACCCCAGAGUGUUUUCGUCGGCCGCACUUUGUGUUUCAGCAGCCCGUGCCUCGAUCCAUCUCAUCAAAUACAUUCCUCAGGGUGACUUUGCCUGUGUCUGGUUGGUUCUAUACUUUCCGGUAUCAGCGCUCGUGACACUCUUUGCCAAUAUUUUGCAAAACCCACAAGAUACCCGUGCCAGAGCUGACAUCAAGCUCAUGGACCUUGUAGUGAACUUUCUGUCGAACGUCGCACAUGAUGAGGGUACAGGUUCUCUGAAUCGCAUGCUCACCGUCUGCUCAGAGUUUGCUCGCAUUGCACGAGUUGCAAUCGAGAAAGCUGAGAAGGAAGGCUCGAAACGCAAACGACGACUCGUGCCUGAGGAAGUCUUGCGGGUUAAUCAAUCGGCCAUGGCCCAAGUUCAGGCUCAGAUCAAUGGACGGCAGUCUACCUCGAGAAGAUCUAGUGGGGCGGGUGGUUCUCCUAGCAAUGCUCCCAAUGUGCCCAAAACACAUUCUCCGACCGUGGCCAACGCCAAUACCAGCACGAGGACCAACCCACAACCUUUUUUCAACGUACCCGGUUUCGAUGGGAACGAGUACGCCGACAUGCUCAGUCAGAAUGGUAUGAGUCCGGACGUGGGACAAAUGCCCAGCGCCACCAUGUCUCCUCUCAACGCCGGUUCCUUCCAACAACCUUUCGUACCUCAAGAUUUGUGGCAAAUGCCGAUGACCUUUGAGUGGGAUUGGGCCGAAUUUGGGCAAUCCGGCGGCGGCGGCUACAACGAUUUCAUAUUCAGCGAUGGCAUGAAUGACGGGACAAUGCCUCAAUAG